Messenger RNA from Malassezia sympodialis ATCC 42132, 2067 nucleotides. RefSeq lists its product as uncharacterized. Bases 1 to 2067 code for a protein of 688 amino acids. The transcript is spliced from 2 exons. The record is from RefSeq and is a predicted model, not a curated record. NCBI's taxonomy places the organism in Eukaryota, Fungi, Basidiomycota, Malasseziomycetes, Malasseziales, Malasseziaceae.
AUGCAGGGGCGCGUGCUGUCGCCAACGCUGGCCUUUCAUGAGGCGCGCGAAGUGUGUGCGGACCUAUCCGCCAUCUUUGCGGCGUCUGAACUAAGCAUGGCGAUGCCUGAAGGUGCACCCACCGGGACCCAGGCGCACAUUCCGUACGACGAGCAGGUGCGGGUGCGGGUGCACUUGCGCCUGCCGUCCCUCCCCAGCCGCCUUCCGCCGCCGCGGGAGGCAACCGAGGCUGUGACCGUGCUUGAUAAUGAGUCUCUGCAGCGUCUCCCUCCGCGUCUCGUUGCGCUAGCCACUUCUUUGCAGCUUCGAGUGCAAGCUGCGUUCCUUGAAGAGCCUACGUCGCCGGUGACUGUGUACGCAUGGCAGGGCAUGGAGCCGCACACUGACUUUUGCGUGCGACUCCCAAGUUGUGAGGAAGAAACACCCUCAAGCAUAACACCAUUCGGCGAAGACUCUGGGCUCAAUGGUAUUGUCUACGACACGGCGUCCAAGGCGUGGCACAUGCACUGGUACUGUGAUCUGGUCAUGCCGUGGAGGAGAGCCCGGGGAAAAGUCGCGUCAGUGCGCAUCAAUUCCGACCUGCGCCUGCGCCUUGAUCUUGGCACACUGGUCGCGCACGCGGACGCGCCGCGGCCACAGACGCCGUUCCACUACACGGCGCACUCAGUACAUCCUUGCGCGCUUUCUGGCGACCCGUACAUGAUCGAAGCAGAUAUGCUAAGCGAGCUGGCCGCCUCCGUCAAGGUCCCUGACGAAACGCCCGAGCAGCGACACAAGCAUCUGGCGGACCAGCUCACGCUGCUUCCAACGUCGAUGCUCAUGCCUGGUGUGCUAGGGUCUGAUAUCGUGACACCCUGGAGCGAGGCCGUGCACCUUGCGCAGCGUGUGCGACGUGCCAAAGAACUCGAAGCCGCCGCCCUCGCGUCGGAUGCUGAUAUUGCGCUCAGCUCAUGGACAACGCCGCCCAAACCUGCGCCAGGCGGAAUGCAUCGCUCGACCUCUCUGCCUGUUCCAUCGGAGCCCCCUGCAGCUCCUGACGACACGGUGGAUGUACCGACGCUCGCACUCAGUGGUCUUGUGACGCUGUGCCGCGCAGCCCACCUCGAUGUGACGGUUGAAAUCAUGCUUUCAGUGCGCAUUUACCAGCAACGCCGUCUCUGCCCGACACCGCGCGGCACAUACGCCAUGAUCGUGUGGGUGGAGCUGGAGAACGGGUCGAUCGACACGCCGUUUGUGCUGCACGAUGUCACGCUGCAAAUUGGCAGCGCGUCGUACGGCGGACAGCGCAUGGAUCCGCUCGCCGAUGCGGACGACGUGAAGAUGAUCGUGGAGCCGCUUUAUGCGUCGAACGUGUUUCCUAUGCACAUUGGACCACUCAGUCAGCACAAUCUACUGUACACCGUGCGCAUUGAGUGUGCGCACAUGGAUGUGAGUCAAACAGCAGCCACGAUGGCUGCUUGGCUACCCUGCCGCCACGCGCGCGUCGUUUUGCGCGGCACACCGGCACGCGGCGGGGAAGCAGCGCCAAGCACAUAUCUCUCUGACUACUGUGCCUCUGUUUACACGGGUCUCGCACAAAACGACCUCCAGCGCACGAUGAUCGCCAAGCAGGCCUUGCGCCGAGCGGCCGGCGCCAUCGAUGCGGCGCCCUUCAUGCAGGCAGCUCGCAUGGUCUCUGCGUCGCCCAAUGACGCGCCGCCGCCGCCGCCAAAGCCAUGGCGAGCGAACUCGGGCCUGCUCCGUGCGAGUGAGGCGCCCGGUGCGCCCACUCGCCGUGCCAUCGCAUGGAACCAAGCGGAUGUCAGCACAAAAGGCUGUGAUCCCGGAGAAAUGGCGUCUGCUAUGGCGUCACUGCAUGGUGCACUACUUGCAAAGGUAAACGUAACGCAGCAUGCGCCGACCUUAGGCCUGGGGCGUGCACUAUUGCAUGUGUCGCUCUUCCAUCUGAGCACGGAGGAAAUGGACCUCGAGAACGACCAUGUGUGUCACUGGGCCGCCUCGCACCAGGGCAGAGUUGCGCCGCGGAUCUCGAGCUACACCUCCUCGAGGCGGGAUACCACGUGCUAG